Molecule: messenger RNA, 928 nt
Organism: Erigeron canadensis
Lineage: Eukaryota; Viridiplantae; Streptophyta; Magnoliopsida; Asterales; Asteraceae
Exons: 5
Coding region: 31-804 (257 amino acids)
Source: RefSeq, a predicted model, not a curated record
CAAAUUUUCCUUUUAUUUCUUUUUAUAAAAAUGGCCUCUUGUUCAUCAUCAGCAGCAGCAGCUUUAUCAUUCCCAUCCACUUCUCGUUUAAACGACGUCGUUCCAUCCACACUACUACCUACUCAUAAUAAUAAUUAUAAUAAUAAUAAUAAAUCAUCGUAUCUACGAAUAAAUCGCUCAAUUUCAUUAACCGCUAAAGCAUCGUAUUCAAAUAAUAAUUCAGGAGGAGGAGGUGAUGAUCCAUUCGGUGGAUUCUAUCCUUGGGACUCUAACAACACUCAACAUAAUAAUGGUACAAUAUGUAUAUAUGCAUGCAUCGAAUGGGAGCAGCAGGAAACCAUUACGUUGUUUACUGCUGAUGGGCUCGUUCAGAUUGGAGGGUUGAUGGUCCCUAAACGUGUCUCUUCAGCACAGAAGAAUCAACCCAAGGUGAAGACUUCCCCGAGAUUACAUCAGUUUAAGGAGAGCAAUUACAUGGAUCCAGCUCAAGGCCUAUGUUUAGGCGCACUCUUUGAUAUUGCAGCUACCAAUGGACUUGAUAUGGGCAGAAGACUUUGCAUCAUUGGGUUCUGCCGUUCUAUUGAAAUGUUAAGUGAUGUAGUUGAGGACACUGUUUUGGAGCACGGUGGAGAGGUUGUUGUAGCGGAGAAAGCAAGCAAGGGAGGUUUGAAUGAGAAGUUAUCAAUGACCGUCGCUGUACCACUACUUUGGGGGGUUCCUCCUGCAUCCGACUCCCUCCAGAUUGCUGUUCGUAGUGGUGGAGGAAUUGUGGACAAGGUAUUCUGGCAAUGGAACUUCUGGUAAAUUAACUUCAAUUCCAAUGUUAUGUAAAUAAAUUAUUGUAUAAAACCUACGUUGUAUCAUAUCAUUAACAUUUAAGUGUAUAUCUAAUCAUUCAUGUGAAUAUAAUUCUGAUAUAUUUUUUUUA